This is a messenger RNA of Lagenorhynchus albirostris (white-beaked dolphin), 4647 nucleotides long. RefSeq names its product TBK1 binding protein 1 (gene TBKBP1). The record is from RefSeq and is a predicted model, not a curated record. Bases 1461 to 3314 code for a protein of 617 amino acids. Gene Ontology annotation, biological process: canonical NF-kappaB signal transduction. The transcript has 10 exons. Gene Ontology annotation, cellular component: cytoplasm. NCBI's taxonomy places the organism in Eukaryota, Metazoa, Chordata, Mammalia, Artiodactyla, Delphinidae.
CAGGGUGGCGGGGAGGGAAGGGUCCGGUGUCGGCAGUCCGCAUUCCCCCUUUCCCCCUCCUCCGCCGCUCCUCAGGCCGCACCGCAUCCGGAGCCCCUUCCCCGGCCCGGCGACGGCGGACUGGGGCCCCGGGGCUCGGCCGGCUGUGGGGGAGGGGGCUGCCUGGUCUCGGCCCCUGAGAGGGGAGGGGCGACAGUUUCUGUCCGCCGAGCUAAAGGGGUUUAAAGGGCGGCUCUUAAAGGGACCGCAGAAGGGGCCCGGGGCCGAGGAGGCACCCCCUCCCCAUCCGCCUGCUGUCGCUCUCGCGCGGGGUCGCUGGGCCGAGGGGGGGGAUGCAGAGGAAUCGAACACUGGUCGCGGCCGCUAAGGGGCCAGAGCCCUGGCUAGUGGAGUUGGGCCCGAGGUGGCCGGCCAGCCGGGGGUCUGGGCGGGUGUGGUGAGCGCGGACAGCGGAGUUUGGGGAGAGGGGAUGGGCCUGGGGAGGAGAGGGUUAAAGGUGGGGCCAGCCGUACAAAUACGCGCGCACACACUCCUUACUCAGACCCGGUCACACGCGUUUCCCUGGCACUUAAGGCGGGGCAGUGUUGGGGCCUGGGCCUGGGCCCUCUUCACCCCAGGCUCCUGCUGCCCGAUUUUGGGAUGUCGCGGACCCCACUGCCUCAACUCACACCUCGGGAGCCCCCUCUCCUACGCGCACACACGCUCUGGCGCGCGCGCACACACCUCGGACAUUCCCAUAGUGCCUCACGUGACACACGGCCCCGAACGUGCCCACCCUUCACACACGCUCACGCACGCGUGCACACACAAACACACAGGGCCUCCUGGCCACUUCCCCACUCCCUCCGACCCCCCCCCCCCCGCCCGCCCGCCCGCAGCCCCGCUAAGGCACUCAUUGACUGUGAUACACCUACACUCAUUCACAGACACACACAUUCCCCCCACACAUGCCAACCACAGACACACAUUCAUAAACAGGGCCAGGAAAAGUACACACGCACCCCCUCGCCUACUCUUUCGGGAGCCCUGAGUCAUUCCUGCCCCCGCUCAGGGCUCCCCAUUUCCCUCUGUGCAGGCACACAGGCCAGGCUCAGAAUUCUCUGUCAGCCCUGCGCCGGGCCCUCUCCCAGAGCCCCCGUCCCCACUGUGUACCCUCAGACACUCAGCCGAUGACCUCCUGUGGGUCCCGGGUCAGGGGUGUGGAGGGCCUGGAGGGUUGCCACAGCCGCCCGGCCUGGUGUGAGUGGGGGAAGCACUUCCUUUUCCUGAGCUCUGGGAUCCUAGAGGAGGAAGCCGGGGAGUUGGGCAGGGGCCCAGCAGAGGAUGUUCUGACAGUGGUGGGGCUGACCCUCCCAGAAGCACUGGGCCUUCCUUAGGGAGGAGCCAGGGGUGCCAGAGGCCUGGCAUGAAGAGCUUGGAAGAAAGGAGGCCCAGGGCGGGCUGUGGCCCAGGCCCUUGCCAUGGAGUCCAUGUUUGAGGAUGACAUCAGCAUCCUGACCCAGGAGGCCCUGGGGCCCAGUGAGGUGUGGCUGGAUGCCCCUGGAGACCCCUCGCUGGGGGGGGACAUGUGCUCCGCCUCCCACUUUGCCCUGAUCACGGCCUACGGAGACAUCAAAGAGCGGCUGGGGGGCCUGGAGAGGGAGAAUGCCACCCUCCGCCGCCGCCUCAAAGUCUACGAGAUUAAGUACCCACUGAUCAAUGACUUUGGAGAGGAGCACGGCUUCUCUUUGUAUGAAAUCAAGGAUGGCUCCCUGCUGGAGGUGGAGAAAGUCAGCCUGCAGCAACGGCUCAACCAGUUCCAGCACGAGUUGCAGAAGAAUAAGGAGCAGGAAGAACAGCUCGGGGAGAUGAUCCAGGCUUACGAGAAGCUCUGCGUGGAGAAGAGUGACCUGGAGACGGAGCUGGGGGAGAUGCGGGCCCUGGUGGAGACCCACCUGCGGCAGAUCUGUGGUUUGGAGCAGCAGCUGCGGCAGCAACAAGGCCUCCGGGAUGCAGCCUUCCCCAGCCUGAGCCCCCCACCUGCCCCUGCCCCGCCCUGUGCUGAUCUGGACCUGCACUACUUGGCACUAAGAGGCGGAUCUGGCUUGAGUCACGGCUGGCCAGGCCCCACGCCGAGUAUGAGCGAGCUGGAGCGGCGGCAGCUAGAAGAGGCUCUGGAGGCUGCCCAGGGAGAGGCCCGGGGGGCUCAGCUUCGGGAGGAGCAGCUCCAGGCUGAGUGUGAGCGGCUGCAGGGGGAGCUGAAGCAGCUGCAGGAGACCCGGGCCCAGGAUCUGGCCUCCAACCAGUCAGAGCGUGACAUGGCGUGGGUGAAAAGAGUUGGGGAUGAUCAGGUGAAUUUGGCGCUGGCUUACACGGAGCUGACAGAGGAGCUGGGCCGGCUUCGGGAGUUGAGUUCCCUGCAGGGGAGGAUCCUGAGGACUCUGCUGCAGGAGCAGGCUCGGAGUGGCGGCCAGAGGCACUCGCCGCUGUCGCAGCGCCACUCCCCGGCCCCCCAGUGUCCCUCGCACUCCCCGCCGGCCCGAGCGGCGCCCCCUUGCCCCCCGUGCCAGUCCCCCGUCCCCCAGCGCCGCUCUCCCGGGCCCCCCUGCCCUUCGCCCCAGCAGCGCCGCUCGCCGGCCUCGCCCUCCUGCCCGUCGCCCGUCCCGCAGCGCCGCUCGCCGGUGCCGCCGCCAUGCCAGUCCCCCAGCCCGCAGUGCCGCUCCCCAGGGCCUCCCGCCUGCCCGGCCCCGCAGCCCCGGCCCCCACCACCCCCGCCGCCCGGGGAGAGGACACUGGCCGAGCGAGCCUACGCCAAGCCGCCCAGCCACCACGUGAAGGCCGGCUUCCAGGGCCGGCGCAGCUACUCGGAGAUGGCGGAGGGCGCGGGCUACGCGGGCGCCUCCCCGCCCUGGCUGCAGGCCGAGGCGGCCACGCUGCCCAAGCCGCGGGCCUACGGCAGCGAGCUCUACGGCCCCGGCCGGCCCCUCAGCCCACGGCGCGCCUUCGAGGGCAUCCGCCUGCGCUUCGAGAAGCAGCCGUCGGAGGAGGAGGAGUGGGCCGUGCCCGCCAGCCCGCCCAGCCCGCCCAGCCCGGAGGCUGGCGCCAUCCGCUGCGCCUCGUUCUGCGCUGGCUUCCCCAUCCCGGAGUCGCCCGCCGCCACCGCCUACACCCACGCCGAGCACGCGCAGUCCUGGCCGUCCAUCAACCUGCUGAUGGAGACAGUGGGCUCUGAUAUCCGCAGCUGCCCCCUCUGCCAACUGGGUUUCCCUGUCGGGUACCCCGAUGAUGCCCUCAUCAAACACAUUGACUCUCACCUGGAGAACAGCAAGAUCUAGGGUGCCUCCCCCACCCACUGGCUGUUUCUUCACCUUCUCCCAUCACCCCCAAACUCUCACUCACUUUGAAUGCUGCAUGAAUCUCGUAGGGGGCCCCUGCCCCUUGCGACCCCCAGAUACCUCCACUAGCUAUCGAGUCAACGUGUGCACCAUCUUCCCUGGUCCAGGCACCACUCAGCCCUGGCUUUUCCCAGGUCAGCUGAGGCUCUCCCCAGCUCCCUGGCUUCUGCUGGGGAGGUGGGGAUCAGGGCUGGGGUGGGAAGGGGCAUAUCCCACCCAGCCUCUCCCUCUGCCUUUCUGUUUUCAAACGGUUGGAUCCAAGAAGGUGUCUAGUGCUUGGGCCUGGGGGAGGGGAGGGUAUCAAAAGACUCCAGGAGCUCCCCUAGCACCUCCCCAGAUGUCCGUCUUUCUCAGGCUGUGCUCUGUCCAGGGAAUGCCUCCCUGUGGGGUCUCAGAGCCUCCCCUGCACACUGACGCCAGUUCCUCCAUCCCAUGGCCAGGUCGGGACUCGCCGUUCCCUGCAGGCCAACCCUGUUCUCCCCCUCUGCCCACCCUGGAGAGGAGAGGGAGGACCCUGGAGGACUGGGAGCAUCCAGCCUAAAGAGGCUGCCCUGAGGCGCCAUGACCGUCAGGCUAGGGAACUAUCUGUACCAGCCUCCCAGGCCUAUGCCCUCCUCCUGGAGCCCCCAGCACCGAGGCACAGAUUGUUAAGGCAGAUGCUUCCCUCCGCCCUGACCCCACUCAAGCCCCGACACCACAGGUGCCCUGGAGCCCGGGUGUGACUCAGCCUCUGUUAGCUGGGUGGGUGUCAUCAGCCCCGCCUCCCAAUCCAGAACCUGAGGAUAGGCCCAGGGUGCUGUGGAGAUCAACUUCAAAAGAGCUAACCCCCUUCCUACACCCCAGAGCCCCACAUUCCCUCUGUGAAAUCUACCUCAGAGUCGAACCCUCAGAAGGACGGGUAAGCAGGAGGCCAGGGGGUCCCCAGGGCUGAGGUGUGGAGCUUGCUGUGGCAAGAGCCUGCCGCCCCACGAUGAGUCCGCCCCCCUCCACUGCAAGCCCCUCCCGGGUCCCAGCCCGGUGCGGGCAGUGGACGCCACUGUCAGUGCAUGUACCUUUCUGAUCCAACUCUUCCAGGUCCCCCACCUCCUCACAUCCCUCCCCCCCUCCUCAGUGCAGGGGAGUGAGGGGGUGUGUGGGGCAGGGAAGGGGCUGAGGACUCCAGAGACACAUGGCCUUGUACCUUGAGUGUCCCCCUAGGGAGGGGGAAUGGGGAAGGGGGACUGGAGAGGGGAGUGGGGCCCCGAGCUCUCUGAACAAGUUGGAAGUCCAAAUA